Caenorhabditis briggsae is the source of this 339-nucleotide messenger RNA. The record is from RefSeq and is a predicted model, not a curated record. Bases 1 to 339 code for a protein of 112 amino acids. The transcript is spliced from 3 exons. NCBI's taxonomy places the organism in Eukaryota, Metazoa, Nematoda, Chromadorea, Rhabditida, Rhabditidae.
AUGAAUUUUGUUCACAGUGAAAUUUUUCCAUCAACACCAGGAACUCCAUUCGCUGAAAUAGAUGACACCAUUCCAGAUUCUCAGAAGAACGGGAUUUACUAUUUUGUUAUCAUUUUCUUUAUUCUAUCAGCAGUUGCAGCGAUAGUUCUCACUGGGGCAUUUUUAAUUGUAUCAAUUUUUCUUUGGGGAUAUUUAAAACCGAUGAAGUUCUUCUGGUUCCUGGUACAAAUGACGUUUUCAGCAUUUAUCGUUUCUUCUAUUAAUUUCGUAUUUAACGUUCCAGCUACUUUAUUCUCAAUUACUACGGAAAGUUUUGUACAUUCGGGUGAGUGCCUCUAA